Exophiala oligosperma is the source of this 3560-nucleotide messenger RNA. RefSeq lists its product as uncharacterized. Bases 1533 to 3350 code for a protein of 605 amino acids. Gene Ontology annotation, molecular function: carbohydrate:proton symporter activity. The record is from RefSeq and is a predicted model, not a curated record. Gene Ontology annotation, biological process: transmembrane transport; carbohydrate transport. The transcript has 4 exons. Gene Ontology annotation, cellular component: membrane. NCBI's taxonomy places the organism in Eukaryota, Fungi, Ascomycota, Eurotiomycetes, Chaetothyriales, Herpotrichiellaceae.
GGGCAAAGUGCGCAUCAACCAAUUUGUCUUGAUGCGCUGCGAUGCUGUUCGUAGGUCAUGCGACCGCCCAGCUUACCGAAGUGCGCCACACACGCAACACACCAAGUCAAGUUCACCUUGGCUCUCAAGACCCCGUUGCAUAACCCAUUGUGGAUAGGGAGAUCACCACUGAGAACUACGAUUCACUAUGAGGAUAGACUGUCCAGCAAAUGCAACUAACACCCAACGAAAGAGUAAGCUGCAGAUACCGUACACCACAAAGUUAUUGACGUUUGCUGCCAUGAAAAAAACACCCAAAAGCUCACGGACAAUGUCUCCCUCAGCGGCGUUAUUCAAGGCUGGAGCACAUGGCUUGUGUUGAAAAGGAACCUAAACCUAAAAUGCGCCUCAGAUUGAUUAUUCUUCACCGUGCAUACGAAUACUGAGGUAGGUACAAUUUCUCCGCGCAUACAUUCAUGGUGAGAGAUUUCGCCAAACUUGAUAUUCAAAUUCAUGGGGCCAACACUUGGAUCUCGAAGAGCAAGAUCCGCUGCGAUCUUAACGUGCAGCAUCCUGGCAAAAGUGAUGACGCUUGAUCGACAAAGAGGGGGUGUACUCGUACAGAGAAAGAUACGAGAAGCGUCUCGACGACAAGUCCAAAGACGUCCUGGAGGACAAAUUUCAGCGCACGGCCAAACUACAAGCGGAGUAGUUCUAGGCCUGACAGCUCUCGCAAAGCUGGGGCCGAGUCGGGGGAGGCUACACUAUGUGCGGGGUUUACAGCCUACGGAACUCCAGCGAAAAAGUUCGAUCAGCAGCUUAGUGUCCAGGGUGGAAACAUCUUGUCGCCAAACCUCGUUGCUUAAGUGGUGCCUCAAGCACUGUGACAACACCCAAGAGGGAAAGCUUCAUGGUGACAAGCGAAAACUCCGACUUAUCAAGCGACACCCCUGGUAUCAAAGCUCUCUUUCCGGCUCUCACGACUGCUCCGGUUCUUUCACCGAGAAUCUCGCCAGCCAACGACAGUCUUGCUUCGGCUGCUUUACCUUCUUUCCGGGUUGGGUGGCGCCAAACCAAGCUCCUUUGUCUUUUUCCCUUGUACAACAUUUGACGACCAUCAAGAGGGCCACUGUGCUCUAGUCUGGAGUAACCGAGCACCUCGUCGGUGGCUCAACGCAAUACGACAGACUUCGACACUCUUGGCUACUGUGUGACUUUAGCUUCUGUCGUGAUUGGAACUUAUACUUCUGAUCGCGCUAGUCAGGUUAUACAUCUUUGGGCGAUUGGACAAGGCUGAUUGGCCUCGCUGGCAGAACGGCAUGACUUUCGUCGCUAGAAUUACUCUGCGUCAUGAGCUGUGUUCAAGCAUACAGUGGGUUGCUAAGGGAUAAGCAGUAGUUAUAUAUUCAUGCUCGUACCCCCUUACCCGAGCGUCUGCCCUGCAUCUGUGUCCUCCUUCACCACACGACACAAUCCACGCGGAGUCAAGCUUGUUUGUUGGUGGCUUGCGCCUUCACUAAGGUCUUCGACAAUUACUGGUUCGAUCAAGCACCAUGAGUUACAGCCACGACGAAGAAAGCGGAGGCGGCCGCGCCGGCCGCCAUAUGAGCGUAUCUCACUAUGCAAACAAUCUGGGAGCACCCACAUAUGACACUACGCGACGAAGGUCAUCCAUCGUCCCAGCUGCAGUUGCUGGGGCCACGCAGGGAGAGGCUGUCUUCAACCAGAAGGAUGACACUCUUCGCAAGAUGUCUGUCGCUGUCCCAAAUCUGGCAGAGCUCACCGCUGAUGCGAAGAAUGCUGUUGAGUUCGAACACAAGAUGGGCUUCCGCGAAGGCUGUAAACUCUAUCCAAAAGCCAUCAUGUUCUCCUUCGCUCUUUCGCUUGCCGUUAUCAUGGAAGGCUACGAUACCUAUCUACUAGGCAAUUUCUUCGGCAAUCCUGCUUUCAACAAGAAAUAUGGCUCGUUCGCAGGCACCAAGGAUGGAGCUCCGACAUACCAGCUGUCUGCUACCUGGCAAUCCGCUCUCUCGAAUGGUACCGCCGCUGCUCAGAUCAUUGGUCUAUUCCUGAACGGCAUCAUUUCUGAAAGAAUUGGAUACCGCUGGACCAUGAUUGGCGCCCUGAUUUUCAUCGCGGGCUGUAUCUUCAUUACCUUUUUUGCUGUGGACAUCCACAUGCUGCUUGCAGGCUACAUUCUCUCUGGCCUCCCCUGGGGUGUUUUCCAGACUCUUACCACCACAUACGCGGCCGAAGUUACUCCAGUACCACUUCGACCCUAUCUGACAACAUACGUGAACCUUUGCUGGGUUAUCGGUCAGCUCAUCGCCGCUGGUAUCCUGAAAGGAUUUGUCGAUAACACAACUGAAUGGGCUUACCGUGUUCCAUAUGCCAUACAAUGGAUCUGGCCACUUCCCAUCGCGGCUGCUGCAUUCUUUGCCCCCGAGUCACCAUGGUGGUUGGUCCGCCACGGAAAGCUCGACGAAGCUCGUAGAGCUUUGUUGAAACUGACCUCCAAGAAGAAUACCGGAUUUAAUGUGGAAGAUACUCUAGCCAUGAUGAUUCACACCAACGAGCUUGAAAUUCAACAGACAGCCGGUACUACUUACCUUGAUUGCUUCAAGGGCAACGAUCUCCGCCGUACCGAGGUGACUUGUGUUACCUGGCUCAUCCAACAAACAUCCGGCUCCCCCAUGAUCGGCUGGGGCACAUACUUCAUGGAACAAGCUGGCCUUGAUGCAACAGACGCUUAUUCCCUCGGCGUUGGUCAAAGCGCGAUGGGCUUCUGUGGCACAGUACUCUCCUGGUUCUUGAUGCCACAUUUUGGCCGUCGCACUUUAUAUAUCUGGGGUCAGAUUGGCAUGUUCAUCAUUCUCAUGAUCAUUGGUGGCCUAGGUGUGCCGUCUCUAUCCACUUCGGUCGGCUGGGCGUCUGGUGCCUUGAUUCUCAUUCUGACCUUUGUCUACGACUUCACCGUGGGCCCUGUGUGUUACUCACUCGUGGCCGAGCUGCCGUCCACCCGACUUCGUAUCAAGACCGUUGUCCUGUCGCGAAACGUCUACAAUAUCAUGGGCAUCAUUGUGGGUACUCUUCAGCCCCGUAUGAUGAAUCCGACCGAGUGGGCAUGGCGCGGAAAGACUUGCUUCUUCUGGGGAGGUCUCAAUGCAUUAGGACUGGUCUGGACAUAUUUCCGCCUUCCAGAACCAAAGGGCCUCACAUAUGCCGAACUCGAUGUGUUGUUUGAAAACAAAGUGUCUGCACGCAAGUUCAGAAAAGUCAAGGUCGACCCCUUCCGCUCCGACAACCUCGUCAUUGUUCCCGACGACGAGAACGGUAUCUCUUCCGAAGUAUUCGAGAAGAAGGGUUUCUGAAUGUAUCAAUCCCUUGCAAAAUGGCUUGUCCAGGUGAUGUUGCACACAAAUGUCUCGCUUUGUGUGGGUAAGAAACGUGAAACUGUUCUGUCGAUGCAGAAAGACGAUGCCUUCUUUUCGUGGUACUGAAUUGGUGCUAGUGAUAUAACUGCAACCUUGCAAGAAAAUAUAUAUUUAUAUCUAUCUACGUUGAAUAAAAUCAUAUGUGCC